AAAAAAAGAAAAUAAAACUUCACAUAUACAUAUUCAAAAAAGUAUACAAAAAAUUUUUAUAAUAGUCCAUAGUAAACAAUAUAAAAAGAAUUAUGUUAAGUGAAAUAUAUAUUAGUGUUUUGUGGUGAAAUAGUGAUUUUCAUACCUAAAACAGAAUUCAGUAGAAUUUUUUGAAAGUAGGUAUUUAACCUCUACUCAACUUAUGUCAUAUUUCUUCACGAAUCACGAUUCAGAACUGAGAGCUCAUAUAAAUUAUAUCAUUUGUAUGCUUAAAAUAGUUAGAAGUUCAUUUAAUUAUAAAUUGUUUUAGUAAUGGCCGAACACGAUGACAUGUUGACUUCAUCUAUGAAUCAAAGGCAAGGAUUUGAAAGAAAUAAAUUUGUGUAUGUUAACAGGAACAGAGAGCCUAUGUUACAAAAAUCAAAUACCGUCCUAAUAAAUCCACAUUUCAAGGAAAAUAAAACGGUAUUUCUGAAUCCCAAUUUUCAAAUUGCCAAGAAUGAAACUACUAGACCUAAAGUUCAUAUAAACCCUAACAUAUUGAAAUCUAUUACAUCAUUAUCUCAACCAGCUACAGUAAACUCUUUACAGUCAAUUGAAAUACCUACUUCAUACCUUCAAAAUGCUGGCAGUUCAACUAUGUCUUUUGAGAAUAAAAAGAUUCAAACAAUUGAUUAUAGAAUGAAGCAGGUUGAAAAACUUACCCCUGCAGUUCCAGUUAUAAAAAAUACUUAUUGUCAUAUUCAGAAAGCAAAUUCUUAUUGUAAAAUCAAUUCUUUUGACAAUCGUAAGAUAGUACACACUAAAACUAAAAUUGUUAAUAUACCCCAAAAGAGUACAUCAAAUUUAACUAUGAAUUCUAUUGCUUCUCAAAAGUCAUUCCCGAUUACUGAAGACUCUGAUGCAGAAAAACCAAAAUGUUAUCAAGGAAAUAAGAGAAAAAUCUAUACAAGACUGAAGAUUGUCAAUAUACCUGAAAAUGGAAAAGAAAAUAUCAAAUCCCCAAUUGUCCAACAAAAAACAGAUCUUCGUAAUAGAACUAACUCAAUUCAUACCAGAUUCAAAUAUAUAAGGAAAGAAAAACCAUUACCAUCAAUUCAUACCAAUCAGAAAUUGAGGUUAUUACCAGCAUUAUAUAGCCAAACUUCAGAGUCAAUGAAAACUGGAAAUUUACGAAGAACUGUUAUAAAUGAUAACAAUUCACUCCGAAGGAAUUCAAUUGUUACUCGAUAUAAGUACAUAAGAAAUGGAGCAAAACUCUUAAAAGUCAAUAAGAAUUCUAUGAAAACAAAGUAUAAAAUUGUGAAUAACAUAUCUAAUAGCACUCCAGAAGUGAAAAAAACUACUAAUAGCCCCAAUUCACCAGUAUAUCGUAAAAAAUAUGUAUUUAUCAAUAAAUAUAAUAGUUCCAGUUUCCUAGCCAGCAAUGUCAUUUUGAAGAAUACCAAACAAAGAAAUUUGAUAAAUAUAAAUGGCAUUUUAUACCAAAAUUCUCCAUGCCUUUUAAAAAGAGUCUCUCCAACUUCUAAAAGUAAAAAUCAUAUACCUUCUGUGUUAAAAGGAAAAGUUCCCAAGGGGCAAGUGAUAAAAUGUCAAGGGAAAUAUAAAAUUGUUCGGUCCCAGUUAGCUUCAGCUUCGAAAUUGAAAAAGAGUAAUAUAGCUUGUCUAAUAUAUAAGAAAACAGGAAAAUGUAGUGGUCAAAAAAAUGGAAAGUGUAUAAAGGUUCACAAUCCUGACCAAAUCAUUCUAUGUAAAAGUUUUUUACGAGGUGAAUGUCAAGAUGAUAACUGUUUGUUAUCUCAUAAAGUUUCAUCUGAGAAGAUGCCAACUUGUAAAUACUUUUUGGAAGGACUAUGUACUAAAGUUGAAUGUCAGUAUUUACAUGUCAAAAUAAGUCCGAAUGCUGAAAUUUGUAGAGAUUUCCUUGAAGGAUUCUGCAAAGAUGGAAUUAAGUGUGAGAAAAGGCACCAGUUCCUAUGUCCAGAAUAUGAAAAAAACAAGAAAUGUUCCAAACCAAAGUGUAGAUAUCCACAUGGGUCUUCAAAAGUUAUGAAACCAAAGUCUCUGAAGAAAAACCCUAGGAAAAUUAUUGCACCAAAAGUAACAAAAACUAGGAAAGUAGAACAGACAGUAGGAGAAAUACCUGAAAAUAAUCAAAUACGUUAUUACAAAGACAACUCGAAAAAUAAGACUGAAGAAAGUCCAUCUGAAGUAAAAAGAUGUAAUUCUGAGAAUGUUGAAGAAAUGACAAUUCCUAAAAGGAAAAAGCUAGGAUCACUACCAUCAUUCAUACCCAUACUUUGAAUGAAUUUGAUUAUUGUGGUAUCUUAUUUUUCUCAAGUAUAAACUUUUUUCUUCACAAA
Molecule: messenger RNA, 2363 nt
Organism: Harmonia axyridis
Lineage: Eukaryota; Metazoa; Arthropoda; Insecta; Coleoptera; Coccinellidae
Gene: ZC3H3
Product: zinc finger CCCH domain-containing protein 3
Exons: 5
Coding region: 313-2304 (663 amino acids)
Cellular component (GO): nucleus
Molecular function (GO): metal ion binding
Source: RefSeq, a predicted model, not a curated record